AUGGCCCUGUACUGCGGCGACAACUUCGGCGUGUACUCGCAGCCCGCCACCGCGGCCGCCCCCGGUGCGCCCCCGGCCUCCAGGGCUCCCUACGGGCUGGCCGACUACGCCGCGCCGCCGGCCGCCGCCGCCAACCACUACCUGUGGUUCAACGGGCCGGGGGUGGGCGGCCCGACGUCGGCCGCGGGGUACCUGGGCGCCCCGCCGCCGCCGCCGCCGCCUGGAGCCACGGCCGGUCCCUUCCUGCAGCCGCCCACCGCCGCCAGCACCUUCGCCUGCGCGCAGCGGGCCUUCGCUCAGCCCUCACCGGCCGCGCCCGCCUCGCCGGCAGGCUCCGCAGCUCCGGGCGAGCUGGGCUGGCUGUCCAUGGCCAGCCGCGAGGACCUGAUGAAGAUGGUGCGGCCGCCCUACUCGUACUCGGCGCUCAUCGCCAUGGCCAUCCAGAGCGCGCCGGAGCGCAAGCUCACCCUCAGCCACAUCUACCAGUUUGUAGCCGAGAGCUUUCCCUUCUACCAGCGCAGCAAGGCGGGUUGGCAGAACUCCAUCCGCCACAACCUGUCGCUCAACGACUGCUUUAAGAAGGUGCCCCGGGAUGAGGAUGAUCCAGGGAAAGGUAAUUACUGGACUCUGGAUCCAAACUGUGAGAAAAUGUUUGACAAUGGGAACUUUCGCCGCAAGCGAAAGCGCCGCUCUGAGACCAGCAGCAGCUCCUCGGUGGCUACAGGGACAUCCAAAUCAGAAGGGCUGACCUCUGGACUAGGGACUGGAGUGGGUGUGAAGCUGGAAGGAAACAGCCCUUCCUCUCUGCUGAGGCCUUCUCAGUCCCCAGAACCAUCGGAGGGCACCAAGAGUCCUGCCUCCUCUCCCGGAGCAUCUGCACUCACCUCCACUCCGUGCCUCAACACCUUCUUCAGCAGCCUCAGCACCUUAAAUGCCAACCACAGCGGCAACACCCAGCGAGCCAUCCCGAGCAGCCGGCACCUAGGGAUCCAGAGCACCCAGCUGCCGUCCAGCCCAUUCCCCAACACCUCCAUUCCUGAUAGCUCACCAGACUCUUUGCAGCUGAGCACUGUGGGAAGCAACCAGAGAUCCCCCUACUAUGGCGCUUUCCCUGGCAGCACCAGCGGGGGCCAGAACAGCCCCUUCAGCAGCCCUUUCUACAACUUCAGCAUGGUCAACAACCUUAUCUACCCCCGGGAGGGCUCUGAGGUGUAG
Messenger RNA from Nannospalax galili (Upper Galilee mountains blind mole rat), 1215 nucleotides. It is a transcript of the gene Foxi3, whose product is annotated as forkhead box I3. Bases 1 to 1215 code for a protein of 404 amino acids. Gene Ontology annotation, molecular function: DNA-binding transcription factor activity, RNA polymerase II-specific; RNA polymerase II cis-regulatory region sequence-specific DNA binding. Lineage: Eukaryota; Metazoa; Chordata; Mammalia; Rodentia; Spalacidae. The record is from RefSeq and is a predicted model, not a curated record. Gene Ontology annotation, biological process: regulation of transcription by RNA polymerase II; cell differentiation; anatomical structure morphogenesis. The transcript has 2 exons.